Molecule: messenger RNA, 630 nt
Organism: Chenopodium quinoa (quinoa)
Lineage: Eukaryota; Viridiplantae; Streptophyta; Magnoliopsida; Caryophyllales; Amaranthaceae
Exons: 1
Coding region: 1-630 (209 amino acids)
Molecular function (GO): zinc ion binding; nucleic acid binding
Source: RefSeq, a predicted model, not a curated record
AUGGCAACUAGGCAUGAGAAAUCCAAGACUUGGAAUGAUGAUGAUGUCUGUCCUAAAAUAGCUAAGAAGGUGAAGGACAUCAGCAAGGCAACCACAUCUUGCAAGGCAUACCCAUCUAGUCCAGGAGAGUAUGAGAUACAUGAGGGUAAAUCUCAGUUCCCAUUGAGCUUGAACAACAAGAUAUGCUCUUGUGGUGCUUGGCAGCUAUCUGGGAUACCUUGCAGACAUGCCAUCAGGGCAAUGUUCCAUGCAAAGGUUGAUCCAUACAAUUACACCAUCUCUUGGUAUUCAGUGAAAACAUACAAGCAACUGUACAACCAUUGCAUAAAUCCAGUGCCUGAUAUGAGUCAGUGGCCAAGCAUGGAUGCAUUCCCUCACAUUGACCCUCCAAAGAUGAAAAGAGGGAUUGGUAGGCCCAGGAGGAAUAGAAGAAGGGAAGAAGGGGAGGAGCAACCUGGGAAAAGAUCAAGGACAGUCAAGUGUGGCAACUGUGGCUCCUUUGGUCAUAAUUCUAGGACAUGUAAGGGAGGUCCCACCAACAAAGAGGCUGCACAACAGAUAGCAACACUGCUGGAUGCUUCACAACUGCAGAGUCAGCCCCCUCUCAGUCAGUCACAACCCCAACCUUAG